UAUCGCCUUUCGGCUCUACGAGGGUAUCAUGUAGCAUUAUCUCCGAGUGCAGCGAGGCGUUACUCAAUUCAAAGAAGUUAAAAAAUGACCUGUGUGACGUAAACACACCUGUGGUCAGUGGUAUAUAAAGCACAGCUCCACGUGCCGAAAUCAUUCUUUUUCUCUGAGCGGCGUGUGUUUAUACCUGUACAACAGGUGAACAUCUUAUAACGGUGUGUAUUAAAACUUAGAACGUUGUUCAGGUUUCUUGUCUUGUUUUCUGCUGUAAAACAGCUACCUUAUUUAAUUUUAUGUAACGUUAUACUGGUAAGGUAAGUUAUUACAAAGUUGGGUACUUUACCGUAAUGACGGAAAAUCAGGACGAUGUCCUGUCGUUCAUGGGAAGCGACCAUGAGAAUUACUCAGACAUAGAUGAAUUGUUUGGCGAUAAACCCCGGACACGAAGUGUUACGGAGGACACAAUAACAAAUGCAACAAAUAAAAGAACUAGAGGAAUGAAGCGCAAAGCGCAGACCUCAUGUUCAGCGAGUGCAAGUGCACCGCCACCACGGGUGACAAAACAAUCUAAAAAGUCAAAAACUCAGUCUGAAUGUGUUCAAGAAUUUAAUGUUGACGAGCUAAAAAAUCAAUUAGGAAUAGAUAAAAUCUUACAAUCUAUUUCCUCACUCACUGACACUGUAAAACAGUUGGGUAGUUCCAAUAGUAUGGCACGUAAUACGUGCAAUGUAAAUGACAUGCGGUCCACCGAAACUACGGUGCGCACUUCGGGUAAUAAUUCUCCCGGUAAUUUCACACAAAAUGUACCCAAUAGACCGCUAAGAAAUUUGGUAAACAUACCUGAUUAUGAUUCACGACAGACUCUUGGCGAAACCCCUGAUGAUUUUGACUUUGAUUUUUCUUAUUUGAAUGAUCAAGUUUCUCCCUCUAUUGAAGGUGUUGACCCUCAAGAAAGUUUUAAGGGGAUUUUAAAUGAUGAAUCAAUUCAGAUAACAAUUGAUAACAAUGAUUGGGAUAUCCCACAAUUAAAUGCAAAUGAAAAAACUGGUCCAAAAGUAAAUGAAGCACUUGGAAAAGCUGUAAAUGCAGCCAUCUCUAUUAAAAGUAGCAAAGAAAGCAUGGUUGAUUUAGAGAAAAAAUAUGACAGACCAGAAAACUGUAAUUUAUUGAAAGUUCCCCGUGUCAAUAAAGAAAUAUGGGAUGCCAUGAAUAAGCAGGCCCAUUCAGAUGAUCUCACUUUGCAAGUAAUUCAAAAAUCUUUAGCCACGGGUAUGAUACCUUUAGUACAGAUGGCUGAUAUGCUUGUAAAUAAAAAAGAACUUGAGCCUCACGUUUGUAAAAAGAUGUUGGCUGAUUCAAUAAGUAUGCUUGGCAAUGCAUUCUACAAUGUCUCUAUGAAAAGAAGAAAUGAAAUAAAAAAUGUUUUGAAUUUUCGAUAUCGCAAAAUUGCUUCUUCUGAAAUCCCAGUUACUGAUCACUUGUUUGGAGACAAUUGUGUCUCUAAACUCAAAGAAAUGGGUGAUAUUACUAAGCAACCAAUUGGAAUGAAAUCGAACUAUGAUACAAAAUUUAAAAAUACAACUCAAGCAAAAAACUACAUGUCAAACCAAGGGUAUCAACCCAUCCAAAACCCAUACAGAGGCAAAAACCGCCAGUAUUCAUCAUACCCUUCCCAGAGAGGCAGAGGUCAAAGGGGACAAUUCCAGUACAGAAAUGCAAUGAAAAAGCAGUACAGUUACAACAAGUAA
This is a messenger RNA of Magallana angulata, 1745 nucleotides long. RefSeq lists its product as uncharacterized. The transcript has a single exon. Lineage: Eukaryota; Metazoa; Mollusca; Bivalvia; Ostreida; Ostreidae. Bases 345 to 1745 code for a protein of 466 amino acids. The record is from RefSeq and is a predicted model, not a curated record.